AUGGUCACUCAAACGCCAGAUAUACACUUCGUCGGCACCUAUACACGAUAUUCCAGUUGGACGAGUCGUGUGGAGGCUGUCUUAGAGUAUUUCAAAAUCGCACACACUCGCCAAUUCGUGAAGCUUUCUGAUGUAAAAUCGAUUUCGCCCACCGGAUUGGUUCCUUUCGUGGAAUGCCGCUCUCUCAGCGAUGAUGUGAAAAUUUGCGACUCCCUCGCUAUUUGCGAAUUUUUGGCAGAGUCGUACCCAGAACUGCACCUGUGGCCCCGUGAUCGCCAAUUGAGAGCCUUGGCUCGAAGCAGCGCUGCUCAGAUGCAUUCCGGCUUCACUGCACUUCGAAAUUCGUUCCCCACAAACUUCCUGGGAAAAUACACGGGUAACGUACCAAUCAGUGAAGACGCUCACAAGGACAUUGUAAAAAUGCUCAACCUCUGGGAUUCCGCUCGCACAGCUACGAAAGAGCGGCUUGCUGUACUUGGCGAAGCCGAUGAGGGAUUCCUGUAUGGAGGCUUCAGCAUCGCUGAUGCUUUCUUCUGGCCGGUUUUGAUCCGAUUCCGCUCUUAUAAUCUACCAUUGGAAAGUGCUAGUGCCGACGUACUGCGCUGGAUGGCGAAGGUUUGGAAUGACCCCGUUUUCAAGGGACUAGCUCAACGCUAUCAUGAGCAAGCGAAGGAUCCAGAGACUCGAAUUGAGCAUUAUGACGACAUAUUUCGUGGACAAGACGAUGUUCAAUACAGCCUGUUUCCCGAAAACUGGAAGUUUCCCUAUGCUUGA
Molecule: messenger RNA, 774 nt
Organism: Talaromyces amestolkiae
Lineage: Eukaryota; Fungi; Ascomycota; Eurotiomycetes; Eurotiales; Trichocomaceae
Exons: 4
Coding region: 1-774 (257 amino acids)
Biological process (GO): glutathione metabolic process; L-phenylalanine catabolic process
Molecular function (GO): glutathione transferase activity; maleylacetoacetate isomerase activity
Source: RefSeq, a predicted model, not a curated record